Messenger RNA from Branchiostoma belcheri (Belcher's lancelet), 4246 nucleotides. RefSeq lists its product as uncharacterized. The record is from RefSeq and is a predicted model, not a curated record. Lineage: Eukaryota; Metazoa; Chordata; Leptocardii; Amphioxiformes; Branchiostomatidae. The coding region runs from base 239 to 2182 and encodes 647 amino acids. The transcript has 2 exons.
ACUUGUCGGACGAGCCCACGUACGCCGAUCAUACCAUGUCGACGUCAGUGGUCAACAGAAAAUGGCGGAUGGCCCGACGAAAUACCUGAGGACCACUCUCCUUUUGUAGUGACGGGGUCCUUAAACGGUGGCUGGGUGGCUUUAUGAUAGUCUGGUGUACAACGCAGGUGUGUUAUUCAGGAAGCUGCACAUGUAACAUAUGGGGUUUGUUCUGGAUAAACAUUCGUGAGUACGGAAAAUGGCUACAGACGACAACAGCCAACGGUCAGAACAACAGCGCCUCCUGGCGACGCUCUCUGACACGGAAAGUAGCGCGGCGGAGUCGGCUGCUGAAGACAACGGAGACGAAAGAUCUCGUCUCCUCCCGAGCAGACGGGCAGGAGAGGCACGUGGGAUGAGCAGAGAAGGAAGAAUCGAAGAAGAGAUGUCAGUACUUCGCGAAGUUUACCUCAACACAUCCUUUCCGGAAGACGCAGACGACGAAGACAGUGUCACUGCCGAAACAAACGGCAGUACCGGGCCGAGUGUGUCCUUUAAGCGGCAGAAGUCACCACUCCACGGUAAUAAGUUGGCAAAGGGCGACCCUGGUGAAGAUUUCGAGCCCACAGAGAACCAAUCUAAAGUUGUGGACAGCUCCAAAAAGGUAAACGAAUCAGUGGAUGUGACCGGUGGCCCCAAAGACCUUCCAGCAGUGUCAGCUAUGGAAGGUGACCCCGCCCUCACCGACUUGCAGCAGAAACGUAUUUUCCCGGAGAGCGAGGCUAGUCCCCCAAGUGAGGACACUUUACUAACAACCGACAAGUAUGGCCCAAACAAACACACGGCCCUCUCAUCCGGGAAUGUUUACAAACCUGGGGCAGAGCAGGUCAGAGGUGAAACCGCCUCAGAGGGCGAGUACCUCAAUAAUCCACAGGUGGAAGAGUCCCGGGCCAAGCGUCUCUUGGACAAUGACGAUGAACAGAUCGAGAAAGAAGCGACUCCUCUUCUCCCGGUAGACGAGAAGCCGUUGGUGUUUCCAAAAGCGGGUGAAUUUCAAAUCGGGCAGGCUGGCGGUGCAAAGGGGUCUACGAACGACGAGAAUCUGACGAUGGCUGCACAAGAUGGCGGGGACAGCACAAUAUCGCCAGGCGUGGCAAAAAUUCAACACCGCGGAGUUAGUGUCGAGGGGGAGGGGACCGUUGUACUGGAAGAUGACGACGGAAAGCUGGCUUACUACGAGACGGCAGUGGCUGACGAGUACGGCUACUUGCACAAGCACGGCUUCCCACUUCUCAAGGAGACGAGCAAGACACUCACCAUAAACAACCCUACGCUCAAGCAGACCUCUUCGAGUUACAAGAAAAACGAUCCCACCAUACUUGAAGGAGAAUAUCGCCUGAUGAACCCCGGUCUUGACCUCAAGUAUGUACCUUCCACCUACACCUUUUCCAAGCCAGAACGGAAGACAAUACCGACGUCUUUCGUGCACCAAAUCCCCGUCAUCGAAGAAUCAAUCAAGACGUAUCAAAAAAACAUCCCAGAAAGUCUAAGAGUGGAGUCGACCUACACGCGCAAUAUACCCGUCCCUAAGGAAAUCCGGACGACUUUUGCAAAGAGCGUGCCCAUCAAGAAAGAAACGCCAACCACCUUCAAGAAGACCGAGCCGCAACUUAGGCUGUCUUCUUCGUCGCUCAACUAUAGGACGCCUUCUCUGAAGAGCAUUGGUGCGACAUACAACUUCACCACACCAAUUUUGGAAGAAUCUCAGCUUCAGAGUACACACUCGCUGCCAGCACUAUUCCAGACCCAGUCGUCUUAUUCCAAAUCAACACCCUCUCUCAAGAACAUCUCGCUUACGCUGCUGAAAUCCACACCUAGUCUGCUUGAGGUUCAACACAACUUUGUGCACAACAAGCCACGCCUCCGUCAGCCAGAACGUGUUAUUUUCUCAAAUUCCCUUCCUGAGAUACACAAACCGGCGAUACCUCCAAGCAUGCGGCACAACAACCCGGUGUUCCGUGAAGAACCGCCCGCCAUCUGGUUGUUCAACACCCCGGAGAAGGAAAUACCAGAAACGGCAUUCUUUGAUUUCAAACCUGUGCUAGAAGCACCGGUGAUCACUCAUCUUCAUCCAAAACCAAUGUUGACCACGGGUGACGCUGAACAUGUGUUUGAAUUAAACGAACCUGUGUUAGACGAGUAAGGAUGGUCAGCAAUUAACGUCAGACGUCAAAAGGAAUAUACGUCGCAUGGGCGCAAAACCGAGGGCAUUCUUGGGACAGUCGUGCAUGUGUCCUCUAAAAUUCAGCUGUUUUGUUACGGAAAAAAACAUGUCUUGGAUCCUUUUCGGCGGUCGGUUCUAUCACAGCUUGCAUGAAAACUCUAUGGCAUGAAAAUUGCACAAUGAUCUAGGACGAAUGUAACCGCCCGGAACUGUAGAACUUACUGCAAGAACGUAAAAAGGACAGGUAAGAAAAUGGAAAAAAGAUCGGCUGUGUCAGUAAGAAGAGAAGCAAUGAUUUACUAAUAUCUAGUGAAUGGAAAUCUAACAUAGCUGCUAAUUUUGUACCAUUUUAAAGAAUAGAUAGUAACCAAAUACUAGCAAGCAUGCCCUGACGUCAUUGUUUACACGUUCCAACAUCGGAAUGUUUGUAGACGUUUACAAAACAUACCUGGCUUGGUUAAUCAUAAACUGAUGUUAGCAAGCCCUAAUCUUUGACCAACAAAAGAAGGACUUGCGUUGUAGAGGUAGAAAAAAUAUAUUUAUGACAAAGGCGAGAUUAAUAACUGAGUGGAAGAAAAGUUCAAACUAACUUUCUUGCCAAAAGUUUUGGGGUAUUUUAAAGACCUCUGGGGAAGGUUGACGAUCAAAAAUCGACGCACUACCUGAGAUCCAGUAGGUAGGAUUAUUAGGGAUAAUUCAUCCUGGAAACCAAUCUGAAGUGACUCUCUAAUUAAAAGUUAAAACGAGGGUUAGAACGGUAAGCCGUAGCUUUGAUGAAAAAAGACUUACUUUGUAAAGUAUACCAUCUAUAAGACAUUUUGUGAGAAUAUUUUAAGUUUUAUUCAUAUCUUUUAAACGGGCUAAUUUGUUACAAAAAUGUUUUGUUUGACAAGUGUUUUAUCAUGAGUAUAAUAUUAUGUAAAGAUGUACAUAGUCAUACAGACACUUGUCUAUAGCUAUAUGCUUUAUGUUUACACUAGCUAGUUGCCUAAGUUUGCAAUGAUAUCUGUGUUAGGGUUUGACAUAUUUUAUGAUGAAUGACACUUGACUCAAUAGUUGAUGUUUCCUAUCAACUAUUGCAAACAACAUUUGGUACGUCACUUCGAUGUUUAAUUUCCUUUUGGCAUCAGGAUGAACCUCCUUUUUAAAAGCUACCAUUUAAAACUAUGGUCUUCACAACAAAAUAUGUAAUAUUUACACUUUGUGGACCUUGUAUCAUAUGUCGUACUAACGGACAAUCAACCACUCUCAAAGCAAACCACCCCGUUGUAUAAAAUCGUAUCUGCCGGCCAAUAGUGGUUUCAUUGCCACUUUUGCCACUAGUACUGGGAAAUAUGCUUGGGAGAUUACAAUCAACAGAUAUUCUUACUCAAUACGGGCUACAGCGCAUAGAUUUCUCAGAAGUGUCAUGUUACUUUAACGUUGUUAUGAUAUGAAUGAAAUCAUGUACCAAAACAAACGUUAAGAGAUGCGCUAAAUUGAGUUAUUAGGAAGCAAGUACGUAUAUAUUAUACAGUGGCUGAAAACGAAAACACUGCAUGUUAAAGUUUUUAUCAAGAAAAAAAAACAAUAAUAUGUGCACAACUGAGAGGAUAAUAAAAAAAUGUAUAUCGAGUAUAUAUUGAUUAUCAUUACCAAAAUCACAAUAUGUAAUUGGAUUAAUGAGCUCGGGGUGUAGUGUACUAUAUGAUUAUUACAAAGUUGAGUUUUAUAGGUGUACAUAUGAAUUGUCAUGUAUAUGAAGUCUGUUUUAGAUAUCGAUCUACAAUUAUAGGCCGCUCAACGUUAGUACAUAGAGGGUACAUUGAUUUCAAGAUUUGUACUUGAAGACUAAGCCAAACGUGUAUUGCACUUUCUGAAAUGUGGCGUAGAAUCACUUUUACCUGUGUGUUACUCAUUUCACAGUUCACACGCUGCCUUCAGGAGAAGUUUUGAUUUUGUGUUGGGAAUAUCACUAUGCAUGGCUUAUCUCUUGCCGAUACAUGUAUGUCUGUAUCAAGAAACAUGCAUAAUAAAGCCGGACUGUAUAAAUGGUUUCAAUCU